AUGGGAACUCUCCAUAUUCAAGAAGAAGUAAUUAUUGACAUCCUCAGCAGGCUAUCCGUGAAGUCCCUUCUUCGAUUCAAGUGUGUUUCGGAAUCUUGGAAUACAUUAAUCUCUGAACCUUACUUUAAGAAAAUGCAUAUCAAUAUUCAUGCUAAGAACCAAAAUUCCCAAAAAAUGCUUAUCAGCCAAAUGUCUCAUAAUGAUAUUUUUUUCACCUUCUAUUCUGCUUCUUUAUCCUCAGCUCAACUUGUUAAGGAUAUACGUAGACUAGAUUGGCCUUCAAGCUCUAAACCAUUGGAUGGUAGAGUUUAUUGUUGUUGUGAUGGCUUGUUUUUCAUUGGGAUUUGGAGUAAAUUUGAGGAACAGCCUUCAAUAUUAUUGCUAUGGAACCCGUCCACGAGAGAGUCAAUAAUACUUCCCCGCCAUCUAGAAUUGCUACCAGAAGGAUAUAUUUAUGGAAUGGGAUAUGACUCUACUAGUGAUGACUAUAAAAUCCUUAGGAUUGACGGAUAUGAUGAAGCACCAGACGAAAUUUUGGCACUUAAAAGUGCUUCCUGGAGAAAAAUUGAUGAAACCUCAG
Molecule: messenger RNA, 580 nt
Organism: Nicotiana tabacum (common tobacco)
Lineage: Eukaryota; Viridiplantae; Streptophyta; Magnoliopsida; Solanales; Solanaceae
Product: putative F-box protein At3g16210
Molecular function (GO): protein binding
Source: RefSeq, a predicted model, not a curated record